GUCACCGCUGCCGCCGCCGGGAUGUUGCUGCCGCGGGCGGGCGGUGUGGCGGGCCGGGCCCCGCCGGCGCUGGCCGCCCUGUCCCGGGUGCUGCGGCUGGAGCGGAGCCGCCGCACCGGGAUCGUGUUCCCGCUGCAGAAGCUGGAGCGGUAUCUGGCGCCCGGCGCCGACACGACGCGGUUCCGCCUCUUCCAGCCCGGGCUGGCCGCUCUGCAGCGCGCCGAGGCGCUCUUCAGGUCCGACCGCGGGCACCCCAUCGACUAUGUGAGCUCCGCCGUGCGCAUGGACCAUGCCCCGCCGCCAACCCUGCCCGAGGUGUGCUUCAUCGGCCGAAGCAACGUGGGGAAAUCAUCUUUGAUCCGAGCCUUGUUUUCACUGGCUCCAGAAGUGGAGGUCAGAGUGUCAAAAACUCCCGGCCACACCAAGAAGAUGAAUUUCUUCAAAGUAGGGAAGUACUUUACUCUGGUGGAUAUGCCAGGAUACGGCUACCGUGCCCCACAGGACUUCGUGGAGAUGGUGGAGGCCUAUCUGCAGGAACGGCGCAACUUGAAGAGGACUUUCCURUUAGUUGAUGGUGUGGUUGGACUCCAGAAAACAGAUCACAUUGCAGUAGACAUGCUGGAAGAGUUUGGAAUUCCUUAUGUGAUGGUGUUAACAAAAAUUGACCGAGCUUCCAGGGGAGUGUUGUUAAAGAAYGUACUGGAGAUCCAGGAGUUUGUAAAGGAGAACACUCAGGGAUGCUUUCCUCAGCUGUUCCUGGUCAGUUCUGUGGAGUUCUCGGGGAUUCACUUGCUCAGGUGUUUUGUAGCCCACGUUACUGGAAAUCUGCCUACAGUAGAGGCAAGCUGAAAACACCAACUGCUGAUCUGCUUGGCUCAUCCAGAACAAAAGGUAUCAAAACCAGAGGUCUGGGGUUUUUGUUGUAAAUAACCCAAGUUACUAUUUUUGUAAACAAAUUGUAUACCAWUUUUUGAAUAAAUUAUUAUUUAUAAAAUAAAGCUUUUUCUUGAUUGAGUUCAUCAAUUCAGGAAGCUUGCAGUGURAAUUAAUCAAGGUUAUUAUAAAACUGUUUCAUAAAACCUACAUGAUUGUACUAAGGAGAGAAAAAGCAGAGAACUUCUAAAGGGAAAGUUUAAUACAUUUUCUCUUCCUUCAUUGCAAUGUUCAAAAAGCUACCACUGCAUGGCUAACAUCUGCUAUAUUUAGGUUAUUAGAGGUAGUCUAGUAAUAUGAUUAUUAAAGAGGCAUUUAGUUUAGGACAGAAAAACUAUAGCCCUAACAUUAAGCCGCCUGUAUUGCACAGGUGAACUGAAUGAUACACAAAGGUUUGCCUCUCUCAGUUGGGGUUAGAGUUAGGAUAGCUGGGGCCAAAAAUUACCACCUCUGCAACCCACCUGCUCUAAGGCCGUAUGGAAUGAAAAUAGCCAAUGUGUUGUCUGUGAGGGUGUGUGUUAAAAUUUUACUUUGUAACUCUUGUGUGUCCUGUGUUCAAUUGGUGCGGCAGAACAGGAUGCCUUGCUUGCAGACAUCGAGUUGUCCCUGUUCCACAAGGAUGAAGGAAAGGAUCUUUAUGAGUAAUUUGGAGGAGGUGCAUUGUUAGCAAAUGUGCCUGGGGUACCAAACUGGGGGAAAACAGUUGGCAUGCUCAAGGGCCAGGGAUGCCGUUUAGAGGGACUUGGGUGAGCUGGAGGAAAGGGCUGACAGAAACUAUG
Messenger RNA from Malurus melanocephalus (red-backed fairy wren), 1712 nucleotides. RefSeq names its product GTP binding protein 8 (putative) (gene GTPBP8). Gene Ontology annotation, cellular component: mitochondrion. Bases 22 to 849 code for a protein of 275 amino acids. Lineage: Eukaryota; Metazoa; Chordata; Aves; Passeriformes; Maluridae. The record is from RefSeq and is a predicted model, not a curated record. Gene Ontology annotation, molecular function: GTP binding. The transcript is spliced from 6 exons.